Molecule: messenger RNA, 6129 nt
Organism: Condylostylus longicornis
Lineage: Eukaryota; Metazoa; Arthropoda; Insecta; Diptera; Dolichopodidae
Gene: 5-HT2A
Exons: 8
Coding region: 519-3788 (1089 amino acids)
Biological process (GO): serotonin receptor signaling pathway; chemical synaptic transmission; G protein-coupled receptor signaling pathway, coupled to cyclic nucleotide second messenger
Cellular component (GO): membrane; dendrite
Molecular function (GO): neurotransmitter receptor activity; serotonin binding; G protein-coupled serotonin receptor activity
Source: RefSeq, a predicted model, not a curated record
AAUUAAAAAAUGAAAAUUUUAAAUAAAUUUUUCAAUUGAAAUUAUAUCUCUGUUUACCUAUACAAUAUCAUAAAAUUCCAAUCAAUCAAUCAAAAAUUCAGUAUGAUAUAACAAUUACGAGUAUUAUAGUGAGCAUACAUAAAUUUUUUGGAUUAAGUAUUAUAUUAAAAAAAUCAGAUUAAUUUAAAUAUUACUUAAUAAAUAUUAUAUAUAUUAUAAGAACAUAUUAUCAUAAAAUUAUAGCAUUAAAAAAUUUUUGGGGUUUUGAUAUAUUCCUUCAAACUAAAUAUAAUAAGAAUGUGGUAAAGUAAUAUAAUAAGGAGUUACUACAGGAUGGUUAUACUAAUUAUUAUAUAAGGUUUCAACUGUAGCUUGCCAACUGUAGAUUUGUUAAUCAUCCGAUUAUAAUAUUUCAUAAUAACUUAGAUACAACAAAAUUUUUAACAUGUUAAAAUAAACAAAAGAAAAAGCUUCAGAGAUCCAUCAAAAAUUUGAAUUAAAAGCAAUUUGAUAAUGAAAUGGAUUUGCUUGGAUCCUCAAAACAAGGAUCAAAUGCGACAAAAUCGAAUUUACCUACAACAAAAACACAAUAUUUUACAACAGAAACAACAUCAACUACAGGAUUACAUUCAGUCACAACUAGCACAGACGCAUUAUUUAAAAUUAAUCCCGAAUCAAAUUCUUCAACAAAAUCCAUUUUACGUUCUUCAAAAUUUAUUAAUAAGUACCUGUGUUCUGUGGAUCCAGCUUCGACAAAAUCUAAUAUUCAAUCAAAUUUUCAUUUAUCUGAACCUGAAAUAUUUUGUAGUUUUCCAUACACUGAAAAUAAUCUUGAAAAUGAUUUUUCAAAUAUUAAUGAUGAUUCCUUUACACCGUUUAAGAUUAAUAACAUUACAAAAAGUUUUACAAUACCAACAUCAUCAUUAUCACCAUCACCAUCAUCGGCAUCAUCAUUAUCUCCUUCAACAGUUGAAAAUUCUAUUAAUAAUUUAGUUAAUAAUCAAACAGAUAACAAUAAUGUGUUAUAUAGUAUGUAUAAAUGUAGUUUAAAUUUUUAUGAUUCUAUAUCGGAACAAGCAAAUUAUUAUUGUGAACAAAUUACAAAUAAUUUUAAUGAUUCAAAUGAUGAUAUUGAUAAUGAAUAUAAUAUUAAUCAAUGCACAAUAUCAUCAACAAUAAAUAAUAAUUUAAUAUUGAAUAAUACAAAAUUAAUUAUUAAUAAUAUUUUGAAUCCAAUAGAGAAAUUUAAUUUGAAUUUACCAAAUCAUAAUAAUUUAUUAAAUUUAUUUAAUAAUUUAACUAGUAGUGAUAAUAUUAAUUUUAAUAAUAAUAUUAAAAAUGUCUGUGAUUUAUGGCAAAGAAAAAUAUAUUGUCCUAAUUUAAAUCAACCGAAUCGAUCAUUUUUCGAACAAAUCUUAAGUCCGAUAUACGGAAAUAAUCAAAAAGAUCAAGAAAAUCAUAUAACAACAACAACAACAACAAUUUCAUCAAAACCAUUAACAAUAUUUAAUAUAAUUAGUAAUACAAUUUAUAAUAGUACAAUAAUUAAUAGUAAUACUGAUAAAAAUAGUUAUGAUAAUAGUAAUAGUAAUAGUAAUAAUUAUAUAAGUAAUUUAUCUCAGAAUGAUAGUGAUAAUAAAAGUAUAUUUGAGCCAAUUGAAUGUUUAUUUAGUUUAGAAAAUUUAAAAAAUGAUGUGAUAAAUAAUACUAAUAUAAAUGAUAAUUAUAAUGUUAAUACAAAUUUUUUAUGGGAUAUUGUUAGUUCAUUGGUAACACAAGGAACAACAUUAUUAAAUGACACCGUAAUUAAUAUAGGAAUAAAUAAUGGAACAAUUUCUGAAUUAUCUGGAUUAAGUGAUGAAUUUAGUACAAAUUAUAAUGGAACAUUAUUUUAUAAAAAUAAUAGUGAAUAUUUAAAUGAUAGUUAUAAUAAUAAUAUUAAUUUAAUAAAUAGAAUAAUAUCAACAACAAGAAUAUUGCCAACAACAACAACAACAGCAGUAACAGCAUCUACCACAAUUAGAAGUGAUUUUAUAAGUGGUUGGGGUGCUGGUGCUGCUAGUCAUAUGGGUAGAGGUGGUUAUGAUUGGGUUUUUCUAUUUGUGAUAAUUUUUAUAUUUGCUGGUGGUCUUGGCAAUAUACUCGUCUGUUUAGCUGUGGCAUUAGAUCGUAAAUUACAAAAUGUUACAAAUUAUUUUUUAUUUUCAUUAGCAAUUGCAGAUUUAUUAGUUAGUUUAUUUGUAAUGCCACUUGGUGCAAUACCUGGAUUUCUAGGAUAUUGGCCAUUUGGUUUUGUUUGGUGUAACAUUUAUGUGACGUGUGAUGUAUUAGCAUGUUCCUCUAGUAUUUUGCAUAUGUGUUUCAUAAGUCUUGGACGUUAUUUAGGAAUACGAAAUCCAUUAGGAUCAAGGCAUAGAUCAACAAAACGUUUAGCUGGCAUUAAAAUAGCAAUUGUAUGGGUAAUGGCUAUGAUUGUAUCAAGUUCUAUUACUGUUCUAGGGAUAAUUAAUCAAUCAAAUAUAAUGCCAGAGCCAAAUAUAUGCGCUAUUAAUAAUCGAGCGUUUUUUGUAUUUGGAUCACUUGUUGCAUUUUAUAUUCCAAUGAUAUUAAUGGUUGUCACAUAUGCUUUAACAAUACAAUUACUUAAAAAGAAGGCAAGAUUUGCAGCAGAUCAUCCAGAAAGUGAACUUUUCAGAAGAUUAGGCGGUAGAUUCGCUAUAAAACCACAACAUCAUCAUAAUUCCAAUAAUAUAAAUAAAUUGAAUAGAGAAUCAUCUAGUCGUAGUUCAAAAUAUGAUCCAGAACAACGUGUUUCAUUGAAACAAUCACUAUCGGUUCAACAACUUAAGCGUAAUAAUAAUGAAGGAUUUAAUAAUGAAAAUAAUUCUAUUAUAAGUGGUAGUGGUGGUAGUAGUACAGGCGGUGUUGGCACUAGCAGAAUCAAUAAAGCAUCUAAUUGUAAUCGAACAAGUUUUACAAAUUCAAUUUUACGUAAUAAUUCAACAAAAUCAGACCAAAAAAUUUCACAAUCUCAAUCACAACAGCCAUUACUUUAUAGAACACAAGGAAAUAGUUCAGGAUGUUUAUCAAAUUCAACCGACAGAUCUUCAGCAAGAAGAAGUAGUAUACAACAGCAUGUAAGUUAUUCUAAUGGAGCAAGAAGUCCGACAAUAGCUGCAGAAACUUGUGAACAAGGAACUCAAACUCCUGAAUCAAUUGAAAGGGAAACAAGAAAAUGUAAAUUAAAAGCAUUACGUUUCUCUUUCAAUAAUGUUACACCGCCAGCAUUGAACCUUAAUUUGAGAUUUUUAACAGCAAAAAAUAAACGUAACAGUUUGUCAGCGAAUGCAGUUGCAACAGAACAAAAAGCUACAAAAGUUCUUGGAUUAGUUUUUUUUACAUUCGUUUUAUGUUGGUCACCAUUUUUCAUAUUAAAUAUAACAUUUGCAGCUUGCACCGAUUGUCAUGUACCGGAGCAUGUUGUUGACACAUGCUUAUGGUUGGGAUAUUUGUCAUCUACAAUCAAUCCAAUUAUAUAUACGAUAUUUAAUAAAACAUUUCGUGCAGCAUUUAUACGUUUACUUAAAUGUAAUUGCGAAAGAUCCGGCCGUCCAGCUAGAUAUCGUUCGGUAACAGAAUCUCGUGGUGCAUUAAGUUUAUGUGCACCAUCAGCUCUUCCAUUAGCAAUUUCAUUACAAGGAGCUCCAUUAAUGACACCAUCAACAGCAAAUGCAACACCAAUGAGUGAAUUUCGUGGAUCUUAUACUAUUACUGAUGAAGAAUGUUGAUGAUAUCACACAAAUAUUAUUAAGAACAAAAAAAUAAUGUCCAAUAUUAUGUAUAAACAAAUUUUAUGGCAACUAAAAUUAAUUUUGUGUAAUUUUAAAAUAUUAUAGUACGAAGAAAUGUAGCAAAAAUGAAAGGUAGAAAAUGUAAUCUUAUUACAGUAGCAUGUAAAGCAUAUACUAACUUGUAAUUCUAUAAUAGAAAAUCUUAAGGGAGCACAUGGUUUCUCCAAUUUUUUAUAAAUAGAAUUCAAUAAAUUUGUUUUAUAACAUUUGAAAAUUGAAUAAGAACAGGUUAUUAAGGUUUCGAAAUCCAAAAUUUAUAAAACAAAAUAGCUAUGCCAUAAAUUUUCGAAUACAAAAAAAUUGUCACAAUAUUUUUUAAUAUUAAGAAGUAGAAGAAGAAGAAAGAAAAUGCUUAUACAUUUGAAAAAAUUUUCAAAUUACCUUCCAUUGCAAUUUAAAAUUUAAAUAAAAGGUAAUAAAUUUUUGUAGCAAACAUUUUUCCAUUUUAUGAUUUUAUUGUAAUAUAUGCAAGAGCACACAAUAUGUAAAUAUGCAGAAAAAAAAAACAAGCAAACAAAAAUCAGAACAAAAAAUUUAAAGGAUAAAUCUCUAAUAUUUCUUAACUUUAUUUUAGUUCCUCACAUUUAUGGGAUGGAUUUUGAGAUUAUAACGUUCUUUUGGAAAAAUAGUAAGGAUAACACAUUCAGGAUGCUUUUGUAUAACUAAACUAUACUUUUCAUUUACAAAAAUUUAAAAAUUUAAUGUAUUCAUCACUACGCACUUCUAUAAUUCUAUAUAAUUUGAAUUUUCAAAACAUGCCAUUACGUUUUACAUGAAAUUCUUUUUGAAAAUACUUAUAGGACUCAAAUUUAAUUGUUCAACUCAAUUUUUAGUUUUACAAUAAUUGUUUGAUUGCUUAUUUGUAUUCAAUAGGCUUAUAUUCAAUCAAGCAUACAUGCAACUGUAUGAUAGCUCAAAACUAAGAAAUCAAACAGUUUUAGUGGAUAAUAGAAUUAAGUAGUAAUUGCACACAAAAAAUUGCAUGUCUGAAUGAAGCCCUAAAAACAAUUAAAAAAAUAAUUGUUUAAUUAGCACUGAAAAACAUAAUUUUCGAGAAAAUUAUAAAUUUUCUCCCUAAUGAAUUGGAGUUUCGCAUUAAAAUUCGCAUUACAAUCAAAUUUCACCAGAAACAGACUAACUACUAACAUCUAACAGGCCAAAUUUAUUAUGUAUUAACAUGUUUUCGGGCGCAGUAAAACAUAACAAUGUGGGGCCAUUUCAUUUUCUCUUUAAAUUUUUUUAAAUUAUUUUACCUGUACGACAGAAUUAUGGCUACUGUCUUAUUUGGUAAUUGUAUAGUCGAAUUCUUAUGGCUACUGUCUUGCUUUUUUCGUAAUUGAAAUCGAAAGACGUCUUUUAUAAUGCCAUGUCAAUUUCUAUUUAGUAGAAUUUAUGAAUUGUAGAUGAAAAAGAAUAAGAGUAUAUAAAUAAGGCGUUUCAAAAAUUUUCCGCAUAAUAUUUUAAGAAUUUGUUGGAAAACACAAAAAAAAAAAAAUAAAAUAAAAAUGUUUGCUGCAAGUAAUCAAAAACGAUAAGUAGAAAUGUGCAUGUGUUGUAUGCUUUACAUGAAUUCUUCUCUCACGUAUACCUAGUAGUAGUUAUGUACCCUGUGUAAGUAUUUAUUUUCUUUGGAAAAUGCAAUAUUUCAACCAUUUAUUAUGCAAUUCACAUUAUGUUUGUAUAUAUGUGACUUUAUUUUCGUUACCUUUGUUUAACAUUCAAUUCAAUUUUUCUUUAUGGUAAAAUUUUUUCUGAGAAAAAAAAAGAUUUUAUUAUUCCAUUUGAAUUUCGUAUAACUUGUAAAUUUAUUUUUUUUUUUUUGUUAGAGAAAAAAAUAUUUUUUUAAUAGAAAAGUUUUUAAAAAACUUUAAAGUUUUGACAUUAUUUGCGUUUAAGAUUGAAAUUUUACUUCCCCCUACAUUAAAGAAUAAGAAAUUUUUUUAAAUGUUUGUUUUUUGGUGGAAGAGAUUUUAGUUGACUAUAGAAUUUUGUUAGAUGUUCUGAUUAAAAUGGAAUUUAUCAAUCUAAUUUUAUUUAUUGAAUAAAUUUGAAUUUAAAAACUGGGGAUUUAUUUAUGUCGUGAGCAAAUAAUGUUAAUUAAAUUCUUGCCAAAUUAAAAGUACAAUUAUAUUUGCAGUUUGUUAAACAUAUAAAGAAUUAGAAUAUGAGUUACAAUAUUGGAAAAUACGAUAUUUCGUGUCAUAACCAAUUUUAAUUAAGCAAUCAUCUAAAUAAAGUACUAUGGAAAGACUAUGGAAAGGAUAUCUUAGAAUCUUCU